This is a messenger RNA of Siniperca chuatsi (mandarin fish), 1988 nucleotides long. RefSeq names its product 3-hydroxyacyl-CoA dehydratase 4 (gene hacd4). Gene Ontology annotation, cellular component: endoplasmic reticulum membrane. Gene Ontology annotation, molecular function: 3-hydroxyacyl-CoA dehydratase activity. NCBI's taxonomy places the organism in Eukaryota, Metazoa, Chordata, Actinopteri, Centrarchiformes, Sinipercidae. The transcript has 8 exons. The record is from RefSeq and is a predicted model, not a curated record. Bases 220 to 1017 code for a protein of 265 amino acids. Gene Ontology annotation, biological process: sphingolipid biosynthetic process; very long-chain fatty acid biosynthetic process; fatty acid elongation.
CUUGCACAUGGAAUGUCCACUUCCUACUUGCUGUAAAGUAAUAACUGGAACAAUCAGCCUGAGGAAGCUCUACAAAACACAGAUAUUGCAGCAUUUUUCUGCGUGCGGUUGAAGGAGGAUGACGGAAGAGGCGGGUCUCUGUUUACUUAGACAAAAUGGCUGCAAGGAGCCACAAACUGCAUCUGGAAAAAUUAUUCUUCUCAAACUAAGACAGGGAUUAUGAGCAUCUUCUCUUACCUGCAACAAAAGGACCAAAAUAAGACUUCAGAAGCAGAAUGUGAUCAGUACCCCACUUGGGCCACCCCAGUCAAAAAACAUUCUGCAGUGGUGAAAGAGUUUUCAAACCCAAUGCUCAGCUUCAGGCUUGCCUACAUUUUCUCGUAUAACCUGUUCCAGUUCUGUGGACACACAUGGAUACUGGCUAAUACCAUAGCCAGGUUUCUCACAUUUGGUCAAGAUGCCUUAGCAGACACAUUUUAUUCAGUUGGCUUUGUGAUGAGUCUGUGCCAGCUGCUCUCCAUCCUGGAGCUUUUCCAUAUCGCAGAUGGGAUUGAGAAAGCCAGACUCCUCCCUCGCUUCGUCCAAGUUAUGGAGAAGAACCUCGUGCUGAUCAUGGUCAUCAUGCUGGAGGAGAUCCAGAGUAAACCAGUCGUGUGUGUACAGUUGUUCUUGUGGAACAUUCUGGACCUCAUACGGUACCCACAUGAGCUGAUGUGUGUUAUUGAUACACCCUCCAUCGCCAUGCUGUGGACUCGCUACACACUCUGGAUCCCCUUAUACAUCCUGUCAGUGGCCACUGAAGGUGUCACUAUAUACCAGGCCCUGCCUUAUGUUGAGCCAACAUCACCAAACUCAUCCCUGUUAAAUUCAACAGUGUCAACGCACAUUCACAUCCCCUUCCUCCUGAUGGUCUACCUGUCUGUUCUUGCUCUUGGGGCCUCUGUAACAGUCUGGCAACUGCUGAAGGAGAGACAACACCACCUGGAGAAAUGGAACAAGAAGAUGAAAAGGAAGUGACACCGUAAAUCAAAAGACUGAAUGUUUGGAUGGUUUAAGUCUUUCAGGAACAAUCUCUGAAGUUCAUAUUUUUUAAAAGACAAUGGGGAGAAAGAUCUUGAACUCAAGAGCCACAAAAUCAAAUUCACACCAUUAAAUGUUUGAUGAACUUUUACUGGGCAUAUAUUGUUUUGACAGAGCACAUUCCUCUUGACGUUGUCAUUCUCAUAUGUGAUUGAAGUAGAGCUACAAUGGCAGUGCAGUUUCUGUUUAAGCUCAUAAAUGUAAAAAGUCCACGGUGCUGCAGUAAGCCUCAGCUGUCUCCACACGUUCAGAGUCAUCACUGUAUGUCCUCCAUGUCCAACAGUCAGAGACAGGAAAGAUGUAACUUGAGUGUGUUAAAGCUCCAGCCAUGUUUUUGUGAAGAACCUCUGAAUGUGCUGCCAUGGUAACAGUGUGUUGGCCCCCCUGGCUACCAGCCGUAUGCUCUGGUCCACACAGCUUUCUUCUUGAACUCAGCAGAGGACUUCAGGGCCAACAGGGCAGCUGAAACGAUACACAAGGACGAUCAGAUAAACCACUCUGCACUGCAGUUUAUAAUCAAACAAGGAGUUUUCAUUUGUGCCAUGAAUGUUGUUUGCUCUUGUGAAUGUAAACGUAAGAGGAAAGACAGGCUGUGUGUUUCAGGUUCUACCUGUAUGGGUUUCGGCUAGCUACUGUCAACUGAUGUUUCUGUGUGUGUGUGAUGUUCUGUGGCUCAAUUUUAAAACUGUGUAUUGUAUGUGUAUUUUUUUUUUUACCUUUGGCUGUGCUGAUGGUUGUGGCCGACAGACUCUGUUCAGGACCUUCUGUGAUACUGAGAAGCCAGUCUAUGAACUGAGACACACACACACACACACACACAGGUUGUCUCAUCUUGUUCGGCUCUAACAAACUGACCCAUAACUUAGUCAUUGUUUUUCAAAUUAAAAUACACUAAUCAAACACACUAA